GCCCCGAGCUCUCCAGCCGGCGGUGCCGGCCCGGGCGGGGCCGCUCCCGGAGCACACACGAGGCCCGUGACCGGAGGUGGGCGGUGCGCUGGGGCCGCUUCCUGCGGCGGCGGUGCGGGCAGCCCGGCAUGGAGCAGGCUCCCCCAGGUGUGUUUCAGGAGGAGCUGGAGUGGUGCAUUUCACAACUGGAGGCAGAUCUGCAUCUCCCUCCGCACCCCAAACUAGCAGAGGAGACCCAACACAUUUUCAAGGUCCUGCACUCCCCUGCAGCUCCUCUCACAGAGAACCAACAAGUGAUGAGCAAUGAGUUUGGGGAUUGUCGUCUCAAGAUGGAUGAGGGUCAGAAGAGCAUUGAGAAAGGCAUGACCCCUGAUGAUGUGGAAGUACAGCCAGGCAAGGGACAGACUGCAGAUGGUGUGAAACAGCCUGAGCCAACCCCUGAGGCAAAGCCUGAGUUGUUCACAUCAUCUGGCAGCAGCUUCCGAUUUGAUUUUCCACUUUCCAAGACUGACCCAGAAGCUGACCCUGGUGACAGUGGUGCUGAGCAGGUACAAAACAAUGUCAGAGCCACCAAGCAGGAGAACUGGAAUGGCCCCUUGAGGUUUGCUGCCUCUGGACAAGAACCCAGGUUUGCUUUCAACUUUGCCAUCCCAGAUGAAGACUGUCCUCAUCUUCAGUUACUUCCAGGAAGCCAACAUACAGAGGACACAGCAGAUUCUUCACUGCCUGCUGAAUCAGCAGCUCUGCCACAGGCUGCAGCCUUGCAGGAGCCUGAGGUGACUCAAGUGACAGGGAAUGCACCCAAAGAGGAUAGAAGCCAUGUCACAUCAAAGAUCCCCCAAACAGAGACAGCCUCUGCAGAUGAGGCAAUGACAGAGAAAUCAACAGGAGGUGGAGCUGCCAAGAAGAAAAAAAAGAAGAAACAAAAAGCACCUGUCAGUAAAAACAAAACAGAAGAAACUGAGACCAGCAGGAAGGCAAAGGCAGAAGCUAACAGCUGUAAAAUUACAGAUACUUCCCAUCAGGAUGAGAAGACCUCUCAGCAGUCAGAUGAGCAGCUGUGGAAAGAGGUGGACUGGUGUGUGAACCAGCUGGAACUCGGCUUGAAGACACAGAAACCCACUCCAAAGCAGGCUGAGGAGGCUCUCAGGGCCAUCAGGACCCUGCGCAGUGACAAGGCUCCCCUGGUGAAGAAGCGUCAGCUCAUGAGAGCCAUGUUUGGAGACUACAGGAAGAAGAUGCAGGAGGAGCUGUGCAGAGGGCUGAAGCUUAUGGAAACAGCUGCAAAAUCUGCCAGGAUCAUGGACUUGAGGGGAAGCAGCCACAAGAACGGCCAGUUCAUCCGGAAGUGCUUGGGAGUUUGCAGGAAGAGUCAAGGUUCAGCAGAAUCCUCUUCAGAGUCACACAGGACACUUAACAACGGCUUAUUCAAUUUCACAGCUCCCCAAGAAUUUCACUUUAAUUUCUUCUAGAAAAGUCACUUUGACUAAAACUGUGCCAGAUCUCCUGUAAACUGAAGAAUGGUGGAAAGGUGUUGUGCAGUAGGAAAUGUCAUGUGUGAAUCUCUGAAUCUUCUUCCAGGGUGCCUUAUCUAGAAGUUUAAAUCAGAUCUGCCUACUAUGCAUACUCAGCCUACAUAAGUGCUCCUCUGUGCUCACACUGGAGAAAGGCACCUUUGAAGGGCUCAGCAGUGUGGAAGGAUCUGCUUUCUGUCCUGUAGAAUUGACAUCAACUGUAGAAUCUGUCUUCUAUACCAUGAGAUUUUUCCCUUUCUCCCAUUGCUUUUAAAUAGAGCAGAGCCUUUCUAGCAGCCAAGGUGUCAAUGCAUACAGCAGGGAAUGGUUUGGAAUCAAGAUCCAGAGCAGUGAAUAGCUGGGUGCUUCCACUCCCCAAGUCUGUGUGAAUGCAGCUUCUGGCAUUCAGCAAAUACCAGCAGUGUGUCAUCCCUGACAUGGAGGAGCACGAGCUCAGGGUCUUUGGGGAAAAGUGAGACCCAUUUUUGCUCAUUCAUCUCUUUCAUUGACAGGUACAGACCUAGAAUAAAACUGCACAUCAUGAUUUAAUCCAGCCUAGAGAUGUAAGGACAGUUGUUUCCAUUAAAACUGGGAAAUUUUUUGUUGCUGAAGCCAGGUUCUGAACAGCUAGGAAGGAUGUACAAUCAACUCUUAAAUAAAGUUUACUUUAUUAGUAGCUCAGUUACGACCACUAGUGCCUCAGAGAGAAAAUUAGUGCAUGCCAGCCUUGGGUGGUCAUAAAAUAAACUGUCACAGCCCAAAGACUCUUCCAUUUGAUUUGUAUUAAAUUUUGGCUUUUUGAA
Melospiza melodia melodia is the source of this 2317-nucleotide messenger RNA. It is a transcript of the gene C18H8orf33, whose product is annotated as chromosome 18 C8orf33 homolog. The transcript has 7 exons. The record is from RefSeq and is a predicted model, not a curated record. The coding region runs from base 129 to 1472 and encodes 447 amino acids. Lineage: Eukaryota; Metazoa; Chordata; Aves; Passeriformes; Passerellidae.